GUUCUUGUAUGCUUCUUGAUUUUGUUCGGUCUCCUCUUGUUGACUGGAAAAUUUUCAUCAUUUUUCCCGCGUGCAAUUUAAACUUUGUUAUGUGUAAGUCUCGAAACAGGUCAGACGCUGUCCCGUUAACAUUUAUAUUUCGUUAUUUUGUUAUCACACAUGUUAUAACAGAAACAUGGAUGUUGCACGAAACAACAUAAUGCAACAGCGUUUCAAUCGUCAAAAACAUGAAAUCGAAUCAUUUGUAGUGCGAAUUUAUCGCCACAAUCUUAUAAAAGAUGGGGGUAUUAUCAAAAGAAAACUUCGUGAGAAGUUGUUUGAGGAAAUCAAACUGCGCCGCAUUACACGCAUUAAAAUGGAUGAGUUGGGUUGGGUUUUGAUGAAUCACGACUUGAUCACUCGUAACGGGCAUCAGGUAAAACCGGAGCCAGAAAAGCAGAGUCUGUUCGUUUUCAACAUGGAGCGAUUGCGUGAACUGCUAGAGAAGCACGAAGCGCGACAUCACGACGAACUUGCCAAAAAGCAAAGCAAAUUAGUUGCUUCACAGGAAGCAAUGAUUCAUAAUGAAAAAGCGCUCAAGGAAAUACGUGAGCUAGUUGAAGCGAAAUGCCCACUAGCUUCUAUCCAGUAUGUGACGACGGUUGAACGCUUGUUGAAGCACAAUUUUGAACCGUCAUCUCGAAAUUGCUUUGUCUGUCACGAAAACUUUCGUUUGGCAGAUGAUUAUUCCCGUCACUUUGAUCAGAUACACGGUGUGAAUUUCAAAAUUAUUGCGGCUGAUGAUUGUUUUCAAACAGAACAAAAACUAGAUAUCCUGCAACAUUAUGAUGCGCUGAACCCGGUAACGCUUUUUACAAUUAAAAACAAGUUCCAUACUGCGUUACAUGUCGAUGGUGUCUAUCUGUAUCAUACAACUAACCAGUUGAUGCCCAUCAAUCGAGAUGUAUGGCCAAUCACCAUCAAUCCAGGCGAUACGUACAAAUUCUCGAUCACGAGUGGUAUGUUCUUGGUGGCCGAUCAUGAUUACACAAUCCUCAUACACUUCAACCGAAUACUACAGUACAUAGAACAAUACUAUUUCCGAGUACUCAAGGAGCCGCUUGAACUGCGUGUAGAGGGUGAUCCGAUGACCCUCGGAAAAUUGGGAGAGUACCCUCCACCGAAAGAGUUAGCGGCAGUUUACAAAAACAACUUCCAAAUGGUGGAUACCUACCUGCCAAAUGAACGAAAGAUGUGCGAGGAAAUCCAAUCGUUUGUAAGAGCCAAUAGAGAAGAACGGCUAAAUGUGGACAAUUACGUUCAAGUUUUGCAACUUAUGAAUUACAUUGAAGAUUACAACGUUCAACACGAACUGUCCGCGUAUGAUAUGAGCGACGUACAUGUAUCAUUCGGCGGUCAAAGACGUUUUUACAGCCUACGGCUACAUCAGUUCGUAAUUGCUCCCAAAUCACUCGUGGAAGGCGAUUAUGUUGAACUCUCCUACACGCGCCCUAACAAAUCCAUCAAAACAGUACUGGGAGUCAUCUCGCAAAUCUGCUCCAACAAGGUGCUAUUUGAGACAGAAGAGCCACUCAAGAAUGAUAUCAAAUGGCGUAUUAAGUUCAAUCCCAACCGGACGCCUAUUCGGAUGGAGUAUCAAGCCUUAGAGAUCAUCAAACGUCAAGAGUUGAGUAGAUUCUUUUUUCCCUCAAAACCGUUGUUCAAAUUUCCGCAGUUCAUCAGGAGUGACCUGGAAUGGUUUAACAGCAAUAUUAGUGCCAAUGAUGAGCAGCAAACAGCUAUUGUAAGCAUCCUCAACGAAACAGCUAAACCAGCUCCGUAUAUUUUAUUCGGACCUCCCGGCACCGGAAAAACCUCGACGCUGGUCGAGUCUGUCGCUCAAAUUUGGAAACUCAAGCCAAACGUUUUCGUGCUUGUCACGGCGUCAUCUAAUUUCGCCUGUAACGAGCUUACCGAGCGUUUGCUAAAAGUCAUUCCCAAAGAAGAUAUUUUUCGUUUCUUCUCCAAACAUGCCGAGCGGCUAAUGGCUGACAUGAGCUAUGAGUUAAUCGAGUGUUCGAAUCUCAACACGGGAUCGUACAGGUUACCUUCCAAGAAGGAGCUUUAUGGAAAACGCAUUGUGAUCAGCACGCUUACUUCGGUUGGCAAAAUGGUGCAGGCAAAAAUUAAAUCCGGUCAUUUUGGGUACGUUUUCAUUGACGAAUGCGGUAGUGCAACUGAAGCCUCCGCGUUGGUCCCUAUAGCGGGAAUUAUUACUUCACAAGGGCAGAUCAAUGGAUCAAUUAUCCUAUCUGGUGAUCCUCUGCAGUUAGGUCCAAUCACUCGCUCAGAAUUUGCUGCUGACAUGGGUUUGAACAUUUCAAUGCUAGAACGUUUGAUGAAGCUGAGCGUUUAUAAAAGAGAUCCCAAAACCGACAACUUUGAUUCGGCAUUGAUUACAAAAUUGAUUAAAAAUUUUCGUUCACAUGAAGCUAUUCUUUGGUUUUCGAACAAAACGUUUUAUCAAAAUGAGCUUGAGCCUUGCGCUGCAGCUCAGCAUACCAGGUGGGCAUUGGAUUGGCCUGUACUCCCAGCGCCCAACUUUCCAAUUAUUUUUGAGUCGACUAUGGGCAAAAUAGCAAGAGAACAAGACUCCACCAGCUAUUUUAACAAAAAGGAGAUUGAGUUGGUGGAUUUCUACAUGAGUAAAAUUAUUGCUAACGGUAUAAAUGGUCGAAGCGUGUCACAGGAGGAUAUCGGUGUUAUUAGCCCGUACAAAAAGCAGUGCAUCAAAUUGAAGCAGAUGUGCCAACGGCACGGAUGGAAUGAAAUACAAGUAGGAUCGGUGGAAGCGUUCCAAGGACGUGAAAAGCCGGUCAUAAUCUUAACCACAGUUCGUUCUGGAACCAAUGGUGUGGGAUUUCUGAGUAAUUUCAAACGCCUCAAUGUCGCACUCACUCGCGCCAAGGCACUGCUGAUUGUUAUUGGUAACCCGGAAACUUUACAGCAGGAUGGCAACUGGUAUGAAUUCAUUCGUUACUGUUACCAAAAUAACGCGAUACACGGAGUGAAGUUCAAACUAGACGAGGAGCGUCACUCGGUGCAGGAAAUUGCCGCCAAAACCGACUACCUGGUGCAAAUUCAGCAGAAGCUGGAUCUGAUAAUUAAAAACUUGAAUGAAGUUAAAAUGUGAUUAUUAUUGUUGUCGUAGCGGGGCUCGAAAUUUGUGUUAUUUUUAUUUCACAGCAAUGUUUAUUUUGUAAUGUUUUUUAACCUGUUUUUUUAUGAAAUUUGUUUAGCAGUUACUCAAAAUAAUUCGAAUACACAUUUAAAAAUUA
Messenger RNA from Wyeomyia smithii (pitcher-plant mosquito), 3317 nucleotides. Its product is annotated as putative helicase MOV-10. Bases 176 to 3172 code for a protein of 998 amino acids. NCBI's taxonomy places the organism in Eukaryota, Metazoa, Arthropoda, Insecta, Diptera, Culicidae. The transcript is spliced from 6 exons. The record is from RefSeq and is a predicted model, not a curated record. Gene Ontology annotation, molecular function: 5'-3' RNA helicase activity; RNA binding.